This is a messenger RNA of Nicrophorus vespilloides, 1499 nucleotides long. RefSeq lists its product as uncharacterized. The transcript has 2 exons. Lineage: Eukaryota; Metazoa; Arthropoda; Insecta; Coleoptera; Silphidae. Gene Ontology annotation, biological process: intracellular signal transduction. The coding region runs from base 118 to 1134 and encodes 338 amino acids. The record is from RefSeq and is a predicted model, not a curated record.
UAUCUAUAUCAAACAGUUAGUGUGCGAAGUUCCGCAUUUAAAGUGUAUUGGUUGUCGAUGUCAGUGCUGUCAUUAAAGUAAAAACAAAAAAUUAGAAUAGAAUAAUCCAGUGUAGAAAUGAACGUGUUAUUAAAAUGUUUCUUCGAGCAUUUCGAGAGCAUGGAGCGCAACAGUUUGCAUGCUCGCUACAAACGAAGAGAUCUAGUCGAAUAUUUCAACACGCUAAUCGAGGGAUGCAGAUUGGGUGAAAACUCCGAUUCGCAGACCGUCGUUCGAGAAGCGAUCGUCUGCAUUUUGCGGUACCACCAGAAGUCAAAGACAGAGAACGGCGGUGUUUGCUUGAUGGGGAAGUACCAUAACGUGCUGUACGUUGGUCUCAAGCUAUGCUUCGAUUGGGGUUUGCGAGAUACGGCGACGGUGGCCGCACUUUUGGACGAUAUUUAUCAUUGCGAAGGGACGUUCGAGAGGCUGAUGAUUGGUGCUUUGUUCGGAACGCGGGCUCCUCAUUUCAUCGCAGGUUGGAAGAGCGACUUCGAUAGUCAGGAGGAGAACGUCCGUGCUAUGGUUUAUUAUCUGGAUCACGCAACCAAUGCCAAUUUGGAGUACGCUUGCGGACACGAGAACAAACGGUUCAUUGACGUGCCCAUCGACAGUUGCGGAAAAGCGACAUGUCUUAAGAUCGUGGUCCAGCUGGGCGUACCGGAUAAGCUGCUAAUCCUAUUGAGAUACGGAGCGAGGAUUUACGACGAGGAUAAUGACGACGAGGAGACCGUUGUCGACAUCAUCCUAAAUCGCCUCACUGAAUGCGACCGAUCUUAUCCCUAUAAUAUUGUUUCGUGUCUGCAGCUCGUUCUGCGCGCGAUGCCACGUAUUUGCAUACAGGCUGAUUGUAGCAGAAGUACCCGUGGCUCGUUCCAAACUCAGAUGGACAUUGUUUUGGCAAGAUACCCGUAUUUAGUGCAGGACUGCAUCUUGCCAGCAAGCAGAUGCGGUUUUCAACCACCAGAACUGAAACACCUAUGUAGGUGCGUUAUUCGAUACCAACUAUGGAUUAAUUACCAAUUACCGAAUGGCAUACGUCUGUUGCCUAUACCUGGUUCGCUGCAUAAAUAUAUCGAUAUUAUGGAGGAUUAGUUUUAUUCCUUAUUUUUAUGUUUCACAGAACAAUCAUUUUCAAUUGCGUGCAAGCCAACCAAAUACGAAGCGAGCAAUCUUCUGCAUAAAUUUCAAUAAAUUUCAAUAGCAUGUUUUCUUUUCUUAGUCUCUAUGUCUCCUUAUUUUGCAUUUUACGUCUACCUAAAAACCCUAGUGUUGUUCUGCGCGCGAAACUUUACGAUGAAUUAUAUAUUGUUGUUUCCAUUUUAAACCCGACUUUUAUCUUCCAUGCAAAAGCAAUAAACAUGUAGGAUUAAAAAAUUAAAAAAAACACAUCAAUUUAAUGAGAUCUUCUCGUAUCCAGAAAACAGAUUAAAUGUAUAAUUUAUAACUUCAACUUUUAU